Oryza brachyantha (malo sina) is the source of this 1827-nucleotide messenger RNA. RefSeq lists its product as uncharacterized. The record is from RefSeq and is a predicted model, not a curated record. Gene Ontology annotation, cellular component: membrane. Gene Ontology annotation, molecular function: transmembrane transporter activity. The transcript is spliced from 3 exons. Gene Ontology annotation, biological process: transmembrane transport. Bases 1 to 1542 code for a protein of 513 amino acids. Lineage: Eukaryota; Viridiplantae; Streptophyta; Magnoliopsida; Poales; Poaceae.
AUGGAGAGGGAGCGGCGGCGGCGGCGGACGCUGGUGCUGGUGAACCUGGCGUCCAUCAUGGAACGCGCCGACGAGGCACUGCUGCCGGCGGUGUACCGGGAGGUGGGGGCCGCGCUGCACGCCACGCCGACGGGGCUGGGGGCCCUCACGCUGUGCCGCUCCGUCGUGCAGGCCACCUGCUACCCGCUCGCCGCCUACGCCGCCGCGCGCCACAAUCGCGCGCACGUCAUCGCCGUGGGGGCCUUCCUCUGGGCCGCCGCCACCUUCUUCGUCGCCGUCUCCGACACCUUCGCCCAGGUAGCAAUCGCAAGGGGUCUGAACGGCAUUGGCCUUGCUCUGGUGGUACCAUCAAUCCAGUCAUUGGUCGCCGAUUCCACUGACGACGGAACGCGUGGAUCAGCUUUCGGAUGGUUGCAACUCGCCAGCAGCUUAGGCCUCAUCUCGGGGGGUUUCGUUGGUCUGCUUCUGGCGCAGACCACGGUCUUCGGUAUCGACGGAUGGCGCAUCGCCUUCCAUCUCGUGGCGAUCAUCAGUGUUUUUGUAGGGAUUCUGAACUGGUUCUUUGCUGUGGAUCCUCACUGUCCGACGAGCAGUGCUGCAACGUGUGAUAGGCUGGUCAGUAAGCAGUCUGCCUGGCAAGUGGUUGAUGAAAUGAUCAGGGAGGCCAAGUUUGUGGUUCAGAUCCCAACGUUCCAAAUUUUCGUGGCUCAGGGAGUCAGUGGCACAUUCCCAUGGUCAGCACUUUCUUUUGCAUCCAUGUGGCUUGAGCUUAUUGGAUUCAGCCACAAAGACACCGCUUUUCUGAUGACGAUAUUCUGGGUUGCAAGCUCAUUUGGUGGUCUUCUUGGGGGUAAGAUGGGUGAUUUCCUGGCUGUGCGAUAUCCCAAUGCUGGUAGGAUUGUUCUGUCGCAGAUCAGUGCUGGUUCAGCUGUGCCUCUAGCUGCGGUGCUACUUCUGGGGCUCCCUGAUGAUCCAUCCAACGGAAUUGCCUAUGGCAUUGUGCUGUUCAUCAUGGGCGUAUUUAUCUCUUGGAAUGGUCCUGCUACAAACUUCCCUAUUUUUGCAGAGAUAGUUCCUGAGAAAUCAAGAACAAGCAUCUACGCUCUUGACAGGUCUUUCGAGUCUGUGCUGUCAUCCUUCGCUCCCCCUAUCGUUGGCAUCUUAGCCCAGCGCGUGUAUGGGUUCAGGCCAGAUGACAAAGGAAAGAGUGUUCAGUUAGACAGGCAAAAUGCUGCAUCUUUGGCCAAGGCAUUGUACACAGCUAUUGCGAUACCAUUUACGAUCUGCACCUCCAUAUACUCGUUCCUGUACUGCAGUUAUCCUCGGGACAGAGAGCGUGCACGUAUGCAAUCUCUGAUAGAAUCUGAACUGCAGCAGAUGGAGAAGGAGAGUUCUUGUUUGGAAGAAGGCGACUGUCGUUUUCAGGUUUUUGACUCAGCUAGUGAUGGUGAAAGAGCUACAAUUGAAGUGACCAACGGUGUCAAGGAUUUAUCAGAGACUGAAAAGGACACUGCAAGACUAUUGGCAAACAGGGAAUCAUAACAAAGAGGGCUUUAUGUUUAGCAAUUUAUCAGGCAAAUGUUCUGAACUCUACGGUGUCCAUUCUGGGCACAACUUAUGUUCUCACUUGCCAUUAAUGUAGAAAUUGUAGAAUGGAGAUCUUUCUGAUAAUGUUGGGAUAAGUUCUGAUAGUGCUAUAGAAUGUCAGACGAAGUAAUUACUUGUAUUUUGUAACAUUUUUUUCCAACCUUUUGGUAGCGCAACACUGUUGUACUGUUUCCAUAGUAGAAGUUGCUAUUCUUCACAGGUUUGAUUCUAACCUCUCAU